AUGGACAAGCCUCGUCGCACGAUGCUGCCUAUCACGUUUUUGGACGACGACUCCCAUGCCCCUGACCCCGACCAAGAAGAUCUGAUGGUGAUAACGGCAGAGAUCACCCGAUAUGGUGUCAGCAAAGUCCUGGUGGAUCAGAGAAGCUUCGCGGGUGAGAGGGUCGACACCCGAGGAUAUGUGGAGUUGCGCAAAAGAUUGGGGACCGGGCGGUCUAGCGAGGAGAAGAGGGUCUGGUAUUUGCUGGUAGAAGCCAACACCUCAUACAACGUGUUGCUUGGCCGGUCGUGCCUCAAUGCCUUUGGGGCGAUCGUUUCCACUCCCCACCUCACUGUGAAGUACCCCUCGGAGAAGGGAACCAUAUGCAUCGUCCGAGCGGAUCAAAAGACAGCCAGGGAGUGCUACGCCGCAGGACUCAAGCUUUACACCCGACAAGCAAAGAGGAGAGCGACCGGUUCCGAAGUAGCCAUGGCCGACCUUGAUCCAAGGACGAACACGGAGGACCGACUGGAACGUAUAGAAGAAACGCAACCCGUCCUAAUAGGGAAGGACCCCUCCCAAACUACCACCAUGGCGAGGGGCUUGCAGCCCGAGGUAGAAGAGGAGCUUAGGGCGCUCCUGUGGAAAAACCGAGACUUGUUCGCGUGGACAGCGGCCGACAUGCCGGGGAUCCACCCCUCGGUCAUGUCCCAUAAAUUGACGUUGUUCAAGGAAGCCCGCCCGAUACCACAGAAAAAGCGACGAAUGAGCGAGGAGAAGAAGAAAGUCGUCGAAGAAGAGGUGGGUAAACUAAAAGAGGCAGGUUUUGUCAGGGAGGUUACCUACACCACAUUGCUAGCCAACGUGGUGAUGGUAAAAAAGGCCAGCGGAAAGUGGCGCAUGUGCACCGACUACACCGACCUGAAUAAGGCCUGUCCAAAGGACUUCGGUCAUCGUAUGUUGAGCUUCGUAGACGCUUACACGGGGUACAACCAAAUUCCGAUGUACGGGCUAGACCGGGAGAAGACGACCUUCAUCACUGAGAGGGCGAACUUCUGUUAUGAAGUAAUGCUUUUCGGCUUGAAGAACUCUGGGGCCACCUAUCAGCAGUUGAUGGAUAGGAUCUUCAGGGAACAAAUCAGCUGGUGUAUGGACGUUUACGUGGACGACAUGGUCGUCCGCUUGGUGGACGGUGUGGGUCACAUACGGGACUUGGAGGAGGUCUUUCGCCAAGUCAGAAAGUUCGGGAUGCGGCUGAACCCGACCAAAUGCACGUUCGGAGUAGCAGUACUAUGGGCCUACCGAUGCGCGCCCCAUGGAACGAUCGGAGAAACCCCUUUUAACCUGACGUACGACACUGACGCCAUGUUGCCAGUCAAACUAGGGGAGCCCUCGUUACGACAUCAAGUAGAGGACCUAUAG
Vigna angularis (adzuki bean) is the source of this 1401-nucleotide messenger RNA. RefSeq lists its product as uncharacterized. NCBI's taxonomy places the organism in Eukaryota, Viridiplantae, Streptophyta, Magnoliopsida, Fabales, Fabaceae. Bases 1 to 1401 code for a protein of 466 amino acids. The transcript is spliced from 2 exons. The record is from RefSeq and is a predicted model, not a curated record.